UAGAGUACACCUCCAGAAAAGUCUAGAUUUAGAGAAAUAAAUUUCCGUAAAUUUCAUCAUUUCUUUUCGGUUUAAAUAGACUCAGCAGUAGUGACAGUCAUCAGUUCGUAUGUGUGAAUGAUGAUAUAAGUAGGAACUAGCAGAGAAACCCGUUUAUAUCUGGCUGAUACUCGUAUACAUGUAUAAAAAUUAUCUGUUUACACUCGCACAGAACUGUCAUCUUUCUUCGAUGGGAAAAAACAUAGACUUCGACAAAUAUUUGCGGAAGGUGUUUGUUGAGGAGAGAAAAAGAGAUGAUAAGUUCAUGACAGAUAAUGACAUUGAGGAGAUUUUGGAUGAAAGUUGUGGUACAAAAGAUGAUAUUCGCAGAGGGAUUGUGGGAUACCCAAGUCAUCCACUGUAUAAACAGAUAGCAGCAAUGUUACAAAGCUGGAUGGAGUCAGGGCAUUGUCCAAUUCUAGAUCUUCCAAAAUAUGAUCUACUUGAUGAACAAGUUUAUGUUGAAUCCAGAGCAGCAGUUAUUUCAUCAAUCUCUCCGAUGUUGGAAGGACUUCAGACUCUUCAUUCCCUAUGGGUGGAGGAAGAAAUAGUGUUCCGAAUCAGGGAAAUACUAGUGCUUCUAGGAAAGAGAGGUAUCCUAGAUUUGCUAGGCGUCAGGAAGACUGUUGGAACAAAAGAUCUUUGGCCACCUGCCAGGAGUAAACUGUAUGCCAGCUUCACAGAACUUCAUUCACAGAAAGCAGAGCUCUAUGUUGGUGCACGAGCUUUAGCUAAACAUCAUCACAGGGACCAGUCAGACUCGUGGUGGGGUAACUGUACAGGAACGGAGAAACAGAAGAAUGAGCAUGCUCUGAAGCUUGUAAACAAGAUUUUAGACAAUGCCACUUGGAUCAAUAUACACUGGUUACCACAAGAUAUCUAUGUGAUAGAGGCUCGUGGACCAGAAGGAUAUGGUGCAAGAUGGACAGCUGAUGGGAAGCAGUUCAGAGGAUUUCUCGAGCCACAGAUGGUAGAUGGACACGAGGUUGGCUGGAGACAUUGACGAUAGAUGGACACAAGGUUGGAGACAUUAAUGCAGGCUGUACCAUAUCAUCUCUAUGAUGAUCUAUGAUACAUGAUCCAUGAUGACUGUGAUACACAUGGAGUUUUAUAUUGUGCUGGAGCACAGUCAGUCACUAGACAUCGUACCAGUAUCUCACGUUGAGUAUUUCAUGAACAGCAAGAAUAUUGCAUCGUAAUUCUGCAAAACACCUAGAAGACUGCAAUAAUAUGAACAAAGACAGGAAGUCGGGAGAUGAAGAGUUUGGAAUUACAGAAUAGCUUCAUUGAUUUUCAUAAGCUAUUUGGAAUGAAUUACAGAUUGGCAUCAGUGACUGCAUAAAAUAUUUGGAAUUAAUUACAGGUAAGCUACAGUGACUGCUUAAGAUAUUUGGAAUGAUGUAAUCUUUUAAUAACUUCACUGUGGUUCAGAUAUAAGUUGUCAAAGUUGUAUUUCUUGUUGUAUGGAAGUUAUGUAAAAGGUUGAAUUUAGAAUCUCAGCGUUGUCUUGAUAUUUGGUGUUUAUUGAUUAGAAUGUCAGUUUCAUAACAGCAUGUUUCUCUGUUUUGAUGAGGAACCAUUAAUUAUUUUAUGAAUUUUGAUUGAAUACAUGCAGCAGUAAACUAACUUUAUCAGUUUUGUUAGAGGUGCACAACUUGGUACAUGUUUACAUAUUUAUUUUUUGUAAAAAUGAUGUUCUGUCCAAGUUUGUUAUAACUUGUAUUUUGUGAAAAUGGACUUUUGUGUUAACAUAUUGCUAACUUAUUGGUAUUCAUUCGUUUCAAAGUAUCCAGAAACAACAUACUGCAAGGAGUAAAAAUGAGAUACUUCUGAAAUAAUAACAAAAUAAAUCAAUAUUCAACAUGGAUUUUCAUAGUGUUCAAAGUCAGUUCUCAUUUUUGCAAUGUCACAUAUACAUUGUUAAUGUGGCAGAAAUAAGGAGAAUAGUGCAAAUGUUCAUACAUGCAUUUCUAGUAUGGCAUAUUUUUAGCUCACCUGUCACGAAGUGACAAGGUGAGCUAUUGUGACCGCUUGAUGUCCAUCGUCCGUCAACAAUUUGUAAAAAAAUCUUCUUCUUGAAAACCACUGGGCAGAAUUACACCAAACUUCACAGGAAUGAUCCUUGGGUGGUCCCCUUUCAAAUUAUUCAAAGAAUUGAAUUCCAUGCAGAACUCUGGUUGCCACGGCAACCAAAAAGAAAAACUUUAAAAAUCUUCUUCUCAAAAACCAGAAGCCCUAGAGCUUAGAUAUUUGGUGUGAAGCAUUGCCUAGUGGACCUCUACCAAAUUUGUUCAGAUCAUGACCCCGGGGUCAAAAUUGACCCCCCCCCCCCAGGGGUCACUUGAUUUUACAUAGGAAAAUGUUAAAAAAUCUUCUUCUCAAAAGCCAGAAGCCCUAGAGCUUAGAUAUUUGACGUGUAGCAUUGCCUAGUGGACCUCUACUAAAUUUGUUCAAAUCAUGACCUCCGGGUCAAAAUUGACCCCGCCCCAGGGGUCACUUGAUUUUACAUAUGAAAAUCUUCAAAAAAUUUCUAAAAAUAAACCAGAAGGCCUAGAGCUUAGAUAUUUGACAUGUAGCAUUGCCUAGUGGACCUCUACAAAAUUUGUUAAAAUCAUGACCCCCGGGGUCAAAAUUGACCCCACCCCAGGGGUCACUUGAUUUUACAUAGGAAAAUCUUAAAAAAUCUUCUCAAAAACCAGAAGCCCUAGAGCUUAGAUAUAUGGUGUGAAGCAUUGCCUAGUGGACCUUUACCAAGUUUGUUCAAAUCAUGACCCCGGGGUCAAAAUUAACCCCCCCCCCCCUUCCACCAGGCUUGAUUGUACAUAGGAAAAUCUUAAAAAAUCUUCUUCUCAAAAAGCAUAAGCCCUGGAGCUUAGAUAUUUGACAUGUAGCAUUGCCUAGUGGACCUCUACUAAAAUUGUUCAAAUCAUGACCCUGUGAUCAAAAUUGACCCUGCCCUAGGGGUCACUUGAUUUUACAUUUGAAAAUCUUCAAAAAAAUUCUAAAAAUAAACCAGAAGGCCUAGAGCUUAGAUAUUUCACAUGUAGCAUUGCCUAGUGGACCACUACAAAAUUUGUUUAAAUCAUGACCCUCGGGGUCAAAAUUGGCCCCGCCGCCGGGCUUACUUGAUUUUACAUAGGAUAAUCUUAAAAAAUCUUCUCCAAAACUAGAAGCCGUAUAGCUUAGAUAUUUGACAUGUAGCAUUGCCUAGUGGACCUCUACUAAAGUUGUUCAAAUCAUGACCCCGGGGUCAAAAUUGACCCCGCCCCAGGGGUCACUUGAUUGUACAUAGGAAAAUCUUAAAAAAUCUUCUUCUCAAAAAGCAUUAGCCCUGGAGCUUAGAUAUUUGACAUGUAGCAUUGCCUAGUGGACCUCUACUAAAGUUGUUCAAAUCAUGACCCCGGGAUCAAAAUUGACCCUGCCCUAGGAGUCACUUGAUUUUACAUUUGAAAAUCUUCAAAAAAAUUCUAAAAAUAAACCAGAAGGCCUAGAGCUUAGAUAUUUCACAUGUAGCAUUGCCUAGUGGACCACUACAAAAUUUGUUUAAAUCAUGACCCUCGGGGUCAAAAUUGGCCCCGCCGCCGGGCUCACUUGAUUUUACAUAGGAUAAUCUUAAAAAAUCUUCUUCCCUAAACUAGAGGCCCUAGAGCUUAGAUAUUUGACAUGUAGCAUUGCCUAGUGGACCUCUACUAAAGUUGUUCAAAUCAUGACCCUGGGUUCAAAAUUGACCCCGCCCUAGGGGUCACUUGAUUUUACAUAUGAAAAUCUUCAAAAAAUUUCUAAAAAUAAACCAGAAGGCCUAGAGCUUAGAUAUUUCACAUGUAGCAUGGCCUUGUGGACCUCUACAACAUUUAUUCAAAUCAUGACCCCCGGUUUCAAAAUUGACCCCACCCCAGGAGUCACUUGAUUUUACAUAUGAAAAUCUUCAAAAAUUUUCAAAAAAUAAACCAGAAGGCCUAGAUCUUAGAUAUUUGACAUGUAGCAUUGCCUAGUAGACUUCUACAAAAUUUGUUCAAAUCAUGACCCCCGGGGUCAGAUUGGCUCCGCCCCAUGGGGUUACUUGAUUGUACAUAGAAAAAUCUUCAAAAUUUUCUAAAAAAAAACCCCCAGAAGGCCUAGAGCUUAGAUAUUUGACAUGUAGCAUUGCCUAGUGGACCUCUACAAAAUUUGUUCAAAUCUUGAUCCAUGCUGUUCGCUUUUCAAUUUUGAUGAAACUUCACAGGGUUGUUCCUUGGAUGGUCUUCUUUAAAAAUUGUUCAAAGAAUUGAAUUCCAUACAGAAUUCUGGUUGCCAUGGCAACCAAAAGUAAAAACUUUAAAAAUCUUCUUCUCAAAAACCAGAAGCCCUAGAGCUUAGAUAUUUGGUGUGAAGCAUUGCCUAGUGGACCUCUACCAAGUUUGUUCAAACCAUGACCCCAGGGUCAAAAUUGACCCCGCCCCGGGGGUCACUUGAUUUUACAUAGGAAAAUCUUAAAAAAUCUUCUUCUCAAAAACCAGAAGCCCUAGAGCUUAGAUAUUUAACUUGUAGCAUUGCCUAGUGGACCUCUACUAAAAUUGUUCAAAUCAUGACCCCGGGGUCAAAAUUGACCUCGCCCCAGGGGUCACUUGAUUUUACAUAGGAAAAUCUUCAAAAAAUUUCUAAAAAUAAACCAGAAGGCUUAGAACUAAGAUAUUUGACAUGUAGCAUUGCCUAGUGGACCUCUACAAAAUUUGUUCAUAUCAUGACCCCCGGGUCAAGGUACCCCACCCCAGGGGUCACUUGAUUUUACAUAGGAAGAUCUUCAAAAAUUUUCUAAAAAUAAACCAGAAGGCCUAGGUCUUAGAUAUUUGACAUGUAGCAUUGCCUAGUAGACUUCUACAAAAUUUAUUCAAAUCAUGACCCCUGGGAUCAAAUUGACCCCGCCCCAUGGGAUUACUUGAUUGUACAUAAAAAAAUCUUCAAAAUAAACCAGAAGGCCUAGAGCUUAGAUAUUUCAUAUGUAGCAUUGCCUAGUGGACCUCUACAAAAUUUGUUCAAAUCAUGACCCCCGGGGUUAAAAUUGACCCCACCCCAGGGGUCACUUGAUUUUACAUAGGAAAAUCUUCAAAAAAUUUCUAAAAAUAAACCAGAAGGCUUAGAUCUUAGAUAUUUGACAUGUAGCAUUGCCUAGUAGACUUCUACAAAAUUUGUUCAAAUCAUUACCUCCGGGGUCAAAUUGACCCCACCCCAUGGGGUUAUUUGUUUAGCUUUAGCAAAGAAUUUUAUUCAAGAAAGCAAUUAAACUCAGGUGAGCGAUAUAGGGCCAUCAUGGCCCUCUUGUUUAAUCCCCCGCCGUGGCGAGGGAUUAUAGGAAUGGUCUGCUUCCGUCCGUAACAAAAUCGUGUCCGGUCCAUAUCUCCUAAACCCCUUGAAGGAUUUUCAUGAAACUUGGGUCAAAUGAUCACCUCAUCAAGACGAUGUGCAGAACCCAUGAGUCAGCCUUGUCGGUUCAAGGUCAAGGUCAAAGGUUUGAGCCUGCCAUUUUGUGUCCGCUCUAUAUCUCAUAAACCCCUUGAAGGAAUUUUAUCAAACUUGGGUCAAAUGAUCACCUCAUCAAGACGAUGUGCAGAACCCAUGAGUCAGCCAUGCCGGCUCAAGGUCAAGGUCACAACUUAGGCUCAAAGGUUUGAGCCUUCCAUUUCGUGUCCGCUCUAUAUCUCCUAAACCCCUUGAAGGAAUUUUAUAAAACUUGGGUAAAAUGAUUACCUCAUCAAAAUGAUGUGCAGAAAUUAUGAGUCAACCAUGCCAGCUCAAGGUCAAUGUCACAACUAAGGGUCGAAGGUUUGAGCCUUCCAUUUUGUGUCCACUCUGUAUCUCUAAACCCCUUGAAGGAUUUUCAUCAAACUUGGGUCAAAUGAUCACCUCAUCAAGAACUCAUGAGUCAGCCUUGUCAACUCAAGGUCAAGGUCACAACUGAAGGUCAAAGGUUUCAGCUCUGUAUCUCCUAAACCCCUUGAAGGAUUUUCAUGAAACUGGUCAAAUGAUCACCUCAUCAAGACGUUGUGCAGAAUUCAUGAGUCAGCCAUGUCAGUUCAAGGUCAAGGUCACAGCUAAAAUCAAAGGUUUACCCUUUCACUAUCUAUAGCAGUGGUGGGGGAUUUAUCUGUCUUUCAGACUGCCUUGUUCUGUUUGAAAUGAUACAGUUGAAGUUUUGUGGCAGUUUUCUUUAUUAUAUGUUUAGUGACCAGUUUAUGAGUUCCCAGAUUUGCUGAUAAAGUUUUUAAGACUUGAAAAAUGUCUUAAUUUUGCUAAUACCCUGAUUUAUAAUGUACAUUUAUGUGAAGUUUAUAAUAUGUAGUAUAUAUUUAUAUAGUCAUUGUUACUUUUUAUUGAAUAUAUUUUAAUAGUUUUUUUUAAAUAAAAUUAAUGAAAAGAUG
Molecule: messenger RNA, 6434 nt
Organism: Mercenaria mercenaria
Lineage: Eukaryota; Metazoa; Mollusca; Bivalvia; Venerida; Veneridae
Exons: 8
Coding region: 179-1042 (287 amino acids)
Source: RefSeq, a predicted model, not a curated record